UUGUCCAGUCCUCCUUUCCUCUGAGCGCCACUCUGCGCAUGCGCCGCUCUGGAGUUUAGGGUGGGAGAGUUAGCCGUUAGCCCCGAGAGCUAAUCAGCCGGAGUGUGUAAUGGCGGCCUCAGUGUUGCUGGGGUCUGGCGACAACACCGGACACAACUUCACGGUUGGAGGCGGCAGCAGCGGCGCCGGGAAUGUUUUAGGCGGGAAUAAUAAUAACGGACAUGCAGCGGCGGGUCUCGCGCCCUGGAACCGUUCUCUGGACCGCGCGCUGGACGAAGCCUCGGCCACCGGGAGCCUGAAUCUCAGCGGCAGGAAACUGAAGGAGUUUCCCCGGAGCUCCGUUAACUACGACCUCACAGACACCACCAGGGCCGACUUGUCUCGUAACCGUCUGUCGGAGCUCCCUCUGGAGGUCUGUCUCUUCGUGUCUCUGGAGAGUCUGAACCUUUACCAGAACUGUCUACGGUCUCUGCCGGACAGUCUGCUCAACCUGCAGGCUCUCACCUGCCUCAACCUCAGUCGGAACCAGCUGUCUGUCCUCCCUGUGGUGGUCUGCAGUCUUCCUCUGAAGGUUUUGAUCGCCUGCAACAACAAGCUGGUUUCUCUGCCAGAGGAGCUGGGCCAGCUGAGACACCUCACUGAGCUGGAUGUGAGCUGUAAUGAGAUCCAGACUCUGCCGUCUCAGGUGGGUCAGCUGGACGCUCUGAGAGACCUGAACAUCCGGAGGAACCACCUGGUCCGCCUGCCUCCAGAGCUGGCAGACCUCCCGUUGGUGCGUCUGGACUUCUCCUGUAACAAAGUGACGUCCAUCCCCGUCUGUUACCGACGGCUGACGCAGCUACAGACCAUCGUCCUCGACAACAACCCCCUGCAGACGCCACCUGCUCAGAUCUGCAUUAAAGGGAAGGUCCACAUAUUUAAGUAUCUGAACCUGGAGGCCAGUAAGACGACCCCCGACCUCCCAGACUACGACAGACGGCCUUUAAACUUCGGCUCCUGUGUUGAUGAGCUGUAUCCCGGCCGGCCGUACGGAGCGCUGGAUUCUGGCUUCAACAGCGUCGACAGUGGAGACAAGAGAUGGUCGGGGAACGAGCCUACAGAGGAGCUGUCAGAGCUGCCCCUGAGAGUAGCAGAGAUCAGCCGAGAGCAGAGACAGAGACCUCCGCUGGCCAACGGCACGCAUGUGGAGUCGGAGCAGAUAGACUACAUAGACAGCUGUGUGGGAGAGGAGGAGGAGGAGGAGGAAGGGAGGAGUAGAGCCGCUGGCAGCAGGGACAGCAUCAGCCUGAGCUCUCAGUUCAUGGCCUACAUCGAGAGACGCAUCACCAGAGAGGGUUCUCCAGUAAAGACCAACUCCAGGACAGAAGACACGAGGAGACCCAACAGGAGUGUUGUGGAUGGUGUAACAGCGCCCCCCAGUGCCCAGAGCCAGAGAGGUGUUCUUGGUGUAGGGGGGGUGGAGAGGAUGAGGAGGGAGGCUCAUCUCGCUGCUCUGAGGUACGACGAGGAGAGACAGAAGAAUCGAUCUCUGCAGAGAGACAACGUCAGCAGCUACACCAAGCAUAAAGCAGCUGUGAGUCCAGACAGUGAGAACGUCUACCCCUCCAGACGCUCCACCCACACAGAUGACUCCGCCCUCUUUAUGUCUGUAGACGGCUGUCGUUCUCACGCUUCUGAUAGCUCCACUUCCUGUCUGCUGCAGGGAGAGGACCGAGCAGCGCUGUCUCCCACCGCCAAUCAGUCGCCUUCGUACCCGUCCUCAGGGGGCGGGGCUUCCUGUCGGACGUCUGCUCUGCGACCGGAGAGCUUCCUGUUCCGUCUCAAUCAGAAAGAAGAGAAGAGGAAAGGUGAUGCUGUCUCUCAGCUCCAGCCUCCAGCUGCUCCUCCUCUGGCUGGAGAAGAUGCUGAACGGGUGGAGAUGCUCAGAAAGAAUAUUGAGGCUCGUCUGAAGGUGUCGUUGCCUAGCGACCUGGGAGCAGCUUUGACAGACGGCGUGGUGCUCUGUCACCUGGCCAAUCACGUGAGACCUCGGUCCGUCCCCAGUAUCCACGUCCCCUCCCCCGCUGUGCCUAAACUCACCAUGGCGAAAUGUCGGAGAAACGUUGAGAACUUCCUGGAGGCGUGUCGCAGGAUCGGUGUCCCACAGGACAGUCUGUGUUCAGUGGGGGAGGUUCUGGCGGGAGAAGGUGGCGGCCGUGUUUAUGUGACGCUGGGCGCGUUGCUCUCCAUGGCCCCGCCCCCGAGCAGCCCCUCCCCUCGUUUCCAGCUGGCGGGCUUCGCCCUCUUCUACCUGUCCGUCAUGUCGCUGCUCUGUGCCAUCUACGUGCACCUGGCGCCGCACGUCUGAACACUGAAACCUGACAACGAGACGCCAAAGAGACAGAUAGGGGUGUGAAGCACACGUUUUAUCACCGUACGGUGAAACGUAGUUCCUUCAGACAACCAGACCAUAUUUGUAGGGCUAGGUAUCGGCGAAGGUUUUCCGAAUUGAUGCGAUUCUGAUUCACAAGGUCCCGAAUCGAUUCAGUAUCGAUGGUAGGAACAUUUCAGCUACAAAGCCAAUAUAUCUUGGAUAUAAAGGAGACCAUGUUCCCUCUGACCGGCUGCAUUGUUAAAGCUUUAGUGCGUAACUUUGUUAUAU
This is a messenger RNA of Sander lucioperca (pikeperch), 2641 nucleotides long. RefSeq names its product DISP complex protein LRCH3-like. The record is from RefSeq and is a predicted model, not a curated record. Lineage: Eukaryota; Metazoa; Chordata; Actinopteri; Perciformes; Percidae. Gene Ontology annotation, molecular function: protein binding. The coding region runs from base 110 to 2347 and encodes 745 amino acids. The transcript is spliced from 21 exons.